AUGGUUUGUUGGUGCUGGUGUUACAUCGAAUCUAUGUUUCAAGAAGAAGGGUUAUCUUCUGUAACUUCUUCACCUCUUCAGUUCUUUUCCAUGAUGUCUCUUUCAGUUUCACCUAGCUUAGGAUCUCCCUACCAAAUGAAAUGCGAGCAAAGGGGUUUGGUAUUAAUCCAUUUGUUGCUCGCUGGUGCUAAUUUUGUAGCCACCGGUGAUUUACAAAAUGCAAACCUCACACUUGAGCAGAUUUCCCAGCAUGCCUCUCUUGAUGGGGAUACUAUGCAGCGAAUUGCUUCUUAUUUUUCUGAAGCACUCGCUGAUCGGAUACUUAAAACAUGGCCUGGCAUCCACAGGGCCCUCAAUUCCAGCAGAAUAACUAUGGUUUCUGAUGAAAUUCUUGUUCAAAAGCUCUUCUUUGAGCUUUUACCCUUCCUCAAGUUCUCAUAUAUCCUCACUAAUCAGGCUAUUGUUGAAGCCAUGGAAGGGGAGAAAAUGGUGCAUAUAGUUGAUCUCUAUGGGGCCGGACCGGCACAGUGGAUUUCUCUCCUCCAAGUUUUGAGUGCACGUCCUGAAGGUCCUCCCCAUUUGAGAAUCACCGGGGUCCAUCACAAGAAAGAGGUUCUGGAUCAGAUGGCUCAUAAACUCACUGAAGAGGCGGAAAAGUUGGAUAUCCCAUUCCAAUUCAACCCUGUGCUAAGCAAGUUGGAAAAUCUUGAUUUCGACAAACUUCGCGUUAAAACUGGGGAGGCACUGGCAAUAAGUUCUAUUCUGCAGUUGCACUCCCUUUUGGCCUUGGAUGAAGAUGCCUCGCGGAGAAAAUCGCCUUUUUUGUCAAAAAACUCAAAUGCAAUUCACCUGCAGAAAGGCCUCCUCAUGAACCAUAACACACUGGGAGAUUUGCUUGACGGCUAUAGCCCGAGUCCUGAUUCGGCCUCAUCCUCACCAGCAGCGUCUUCAUCUGCUUUGAUGAAUUCAGAGAGCUUUCUUAAUGCCUUGUGGGGGUUAUCCCCAAAAGUCAUGGUUGUAACUGAACAAGACUUUAACCACAACUGUUUGACCAUGAUGGAGAGACUGGCAGAAGCUCUAUUUUCUUAUGCUGCAUAUUUUGAUUGCUUGGAGUCCACGGUCUCAAGAGCAUCCAUGGACAGAUUAAAACUUGAGAAGAUGCUUUUUGGCGAGGAGAUAAAGAACAUCAUAGCUUGUGAAGGAUGUGAAAGAAAAGAAAGGCACGAAAAGAUGGAUAGGUGGAUCCAGAGACUUGACUUAUCUGGAUUUGCAAACGUGCCUAUAAGCUAUUAUGGGAUGCUGCAGGGAAGGAGGUUCUUGCAGACCUAUGGUUGUGAGGGGUACAAGAUGAGGGAGGAAUGUGGUCGGGUGAUGAUAUGCUGGCAGGAGCGAUCCUUGUUUUCCAUAACAGCUUGGAGACCAAGGAAGUAAGAUAAAGAAGAAAAUUAGUCAUGUAGUAAUGGAUAGAGUCUCUUUUUUUAAGUUUUUCUUUUCUUUUCUUUGUUUCUAAUUGUAUGACAGAGUUUUACCAAUGUGGUAAUGACUAGUAAUGAAGAGAUACUUCUAUUUCCUUAUUUCGCUGUCAAAUUCUGUCAAGAGAGAAAUGGGAAGAUGGAAAGCUGUGAGGGAGUGAGUGUGAAACACUUAUUUCUGGUUGUGUUCACCAUUCCAUUGUAUCUGUUGUGUAAGAGCUAAUCUAAGUUGAUUUUUAGUGCAA
This is a messenger RNA of Glycine soja, 1717 nucleotides long. RefSeq names its product scarecrow-like protein 3. Gene Ontology annotation, molecular function: sequence-specific DNA binding; DNA-binding transcription factor activity. The record is from RefSeq and is a predicted model, not a curated record. Lineage: Eukaryota; Viridiplantae; Streptophyta; Magnoliopsida; Fabales; Fabaceae. Gene Ontology annotation, cellular component: nucleus. Gene Ontology annotation, biological process: regulation of DNA-templated transcription; response to gibberellin. The transcript is spliced from 2 exons. Bases 1 to 1431 code for a protein of 476 amino acids.